AUGUCGGGAAUUAUUCUUGAAGUCUACGUUAAUGGGGAAGACAUAUCAAUAGAGAAUGAAAUUGAAGUUUUAGAUUCUGAGAGCGACGAGUUUGACUCGGAUAGAGGGGACAGAAGGGUGCGUCGCGCAGGCGUUGUUCAGUCGCCGAAGCGACGCCGCUGCCGUCGGCCGCGCGCCAUGGAAGACACACGCUUACGAGAGCGAGCGCCUCUCACGGUCAUCGUGGCUCCCAGUAACGUUUCCCCUCCCCGGCUCUCACCAGAAGACCUCCUUCCAGACGGAGACGCGGCCUUUCACCCUCUAUCAGCAGUCAACGGACGCCUGACCCCACCAGGCUUAGAACCAGCCUCGUACGCGACUUUAACUCCCUUACUCCCCCUACCACCUAUCAGCACAGUAUCAGAUAAGUUCGCCUACCAUGCGGGGGGGACAUUCACAGUUAUUCAACAGCAACAUUCAUAUGCGUCGUUAUCACCAGCACCAUACAAUGAGCCGCUGUCUCCUCAGUCAGCGUAUAGCAGAAGAAGUGUAUCGCCAAAUUCUUUUGAAAGACGAUCCCCGACACCACCUUUACCAAGCCCAGGGCUAGACCUAAAUGCUGCUUUACUAGCAAGAGAAGAAGCCCAACAGGCCCAAUCACCGACUGACACAGAGGAGAUUAAUACUAAAGAGCUGGCGCAGAGGAUAAGUGGAGAGCUGAAGAGGUACUCGAUACCUCAAGCGAUAUUCGCACAAAGGGUACUGUGUCGCUCGCAAGGGACGCUGAGUGAUCUGCUCCGAAACCCGAAACCCUGGUCCAAGUUGAAGUCAGGGCGAGAGACCUUCAGAAGAAUGUGGAAGUGGCUGCAGGAACCUGAGUUUCAGAGGAUGUCUGCUCUGAGGCUAGCAGAUACAUCAAACCAGCAAACUACUAAAGGCGACAAUGUAAACAACACACAACAGCAGAAUUACGCACCCAGAGAAUAUCAGGCUCCUGUGCCCCAAGGUUCUGGAAUGUAUUCAGGAACACCAUCCUUAUGGGACCAACCGGCAUAUGAACCGGCCGGGGAUGUGUCAUGCUUCGGCCCAGAUUCCACAGAGAGGCAGCUGCAAACGCAAGGAGGAUUUGGCUACGGAUACUCAUCCUUCGCCGAAGAAACCGCGUUUGGUUUUCACAGAUCUCCAGCGGCGUACUCUUCAAGCUAUUUUUAA
This is a messenger RNA of Leptidea sinapis, 1191 nucleotides long. It is a transcript of the gene onecut, whose product is annotated as hepatocyte nuclear factor 6. Gene Ontology annotation, biological process: regulation of transcription by RNA polymerase II. Gene Ontology annotation, cellular component: nucleus. The record is from RefSeq and is a predicted model, not a curated record. The transcript is spliced from 5 exons. Gene Ontology annotation, molecular function: RNA polymerase II cis-regulatory region sequence-specific DNA binding; DNA-binding transcription factor activity, RNA polymerase II-specific. The coding region runs from base 1 to 1191 and encodes 396 amino acids. Lineage: Eukaryota; Metazoa; Arthropoda; Insecta; Lepidoptera; Pieridae.